Messenger RNA from Melozone crissalis (California towhee), 2911 nucleotides. RefSeq names its product histone RNA hairpin-binding protein-like. Gene Ontology annotation, biological process: mRNA transport; mRNA 3'-end processing by stem-loop binding and cleavage. Gene Ontology annotation, cellular component: cytoplasm; histone pre-mRNA 3'end processing complex. Lineage: Eukaryota; Metazoa; Chordata; Aves; Passeriformes; Passerellidae. The transcript is spliced from 10 exons. The record is from RefSeq and is a predicted model, not a curated record. The coding region runs from base 7 to 840 and encodes 277 amino acids. Gene Ontology annotation, molecular function: histone pre-mRNA stem-loop binding; mRNA binding.
CCAGCCAUGUCCGGCCGCCCGCGCCGCCCGGGAGCAGCGGAGCCGGGCGGGCUGCGCAGUUCUGUGCAACAUCCACACUGCUGGCAUCAAGAGCAGGAACAUAGAAGCUGCAAUGAUUCAGAUUCUCUGGUGUUGGAGGAAUAUCAAUGUGGCCAUUCAGACCUCUGGCUGGAGAGCUCUACCACAUCAGAACCUUCUAGGCCACAUUCCAGUUGCCCCAGCUGGGAAGGUAGACCUGAAGAAGGCAAAACAAUGAGGCCAUCAAAUAAAAAAAUUACCAACAACUCUGCCAAUCCAGCAGAAAGGGAAACUGAUGAGGUGGUCCUGAGGAGAAGACAAAAGCAGAUCAAUUUUGGCAAGAAUACCCUGGCAUAUGACAGAUACAUUAAAGAAGUUCCAAAGAGCCAGCGACUUCCAGGGGUUCACCCUACAACUCCCAACAAAUUCAAGAAGUACAGCCGCAGGUCCUGGGACCGGCAGAUCAAGCUGUGGAAGAUAGCACUGCAUGCCUGGGAUCCUCCUGCUGAGGAGACCUGGGAUCUGCAGCCCAUCAAUACAGAACCUGCAGGUAGUUCCCAGGAAUGGUUCUGCAAAGAUGAGGAUGUUCCAGGCUCUUUUCUGUUUGAGGAAAAGCAGGCGAGUGAUGAAUGUGAAGACGAAUGCACACAGACUUCCCACACACCUGAGAGUUCCUGUUCUCCCAAUUCUUCUCCAGUAUGGAAACGCAGAAGAAGAAACAAUUCUGACUCCUCUGUGGUUUCAGAGAGCAAAAACCAUUAUCUGCAGAUGUACCACACUCUGGAAAGGUAUGAAAUGAUUCUCCAUGUGGGAAGUCAUUGAUACCACGAACUGACUUUUGGAACAUGGCUGGUAUUUCCCCCUCCCGUUGUUAAUAGCUUUAAUUGUGUCUAAAUGUGUGCAGUGUAAUGAGGAAGGGAGAUCAUGUCAGAAUAAUUGUGCUGUGUGAUAGCAGACAUUUACAUGCUCCGUUGCAAAGUGUCAGUAGACACAGCACAGGUUGUGUUUUGUGUGUAGAUUUAGGCAACACUAAGGAUUUGGGCAGUUUAGUGGACAUUUCACACUAACCUUAGUGAAAAUGUUCCUGCAGGUAUGGUUUCUUCUCUCUGCUUAGCCCCCUUCUGAAAAAUUAAGAGGAACUGUGUUACCACAGUGCAUGGAUUCAGACAUUUUCAUUUUCUUUCCAGCCUUACUACCUCAGGACAUCAGGAUGCUUUUUCCAAGUGCUCAGAGUGGGAAGCCUUUGGUGAAAAAGAUGAAGUAAUGACAAUGCAACAAAGUAUAGAAAUAGCCAGGCUUAAACUUUGUAGCAGUUUAUUGGAUGGACAUCAGUCAGAAUACCCUGACAGAGGAUGGGAAAGUGCAAAUGCUGAAGAUACAAUACUGAGGAAAAAAAUCUAAAUACCAAGUCUCUCUUUGUAUAUAGAAGUAUUGAAGAAGGAAUUUCUCCUGUGACAGAAAGACUUGAAGAAUAGGGAUGUAGUCUGAGAUCAGCAGAUCAUGUCUUGGCAAACUGCUGCUGUCAUGUAAGAUCUGCACUGAAAGAGGAAGAGAUUUGCAGUCAGCAUAAGUGCAAUCAACAUAAGGUGAAAUUAUUCAGGUUUCUCCAGACCUUUAUAAGGAUAGAUUGUUUUCUGCAAGCUGUGCCUCAAGUGUAAAACUCCAGAUUUCAUGAAACCUGUGCUGCAAUGACAGUGGAUGUUCCUUAAAGCUUUUGUGAGAACAUUCCUGCUGUGCCUGCACUGGCAGGUGACACAUAAUAUAAUGUGCAUUAGAUUUCAAAGGCUGCUUCAGGUGAAGGAUCCUGCCAUUCCCUCUGGAGGUCUUGUUCCUCAGAGUGUGCUGAUGCUUCACCAGAGAAUUGGUCCAGUGUCAAGUCAGACUGAAAAAAGAACCCCUCCAACCAAGGAACCUCCUCUGCUCCCCUGGACCAGCACUGGACAUCCAGCCUGAAGAACUGCUUCAAAAGAAUGUAGAUCAUUUCAGCCUUCUCCAGCCACUAAAGACAAGCCGUUCAAAACUUUUGGAUUGGGUGAUCACUCAUUUGGCAUAUUUAUUGUUCUCUGAGAUGUAUUAAAUUGGCAUUUGCCUAAAUCAGGUGAGAGAAGAGAAGGGAAAGGUAGAUGGUUUAUCAAAAUCAGAUCCGUUUCUUGCAGGGGCUGAGUGACUGUUAGAACAGCAGCACAGCUGAAAUACCUGGAUUUUGCUUUUAUGUGUGUUGCAGCCUGACCCAAAGAGCCAGUCUACAGUUAAAAAGUAGGAGAGGAUGCAUUCAGUGCCUGUUGUUCACACAACUAUUGGGGAUAAAUAGCAGUAUUUGCAGGUGUGGAGCUGCUCUUGUCCAGGCUAAGGGUUGUGAUGGUGUUGGGAUAGACUCUCCUUUUUCUAUUCUGCUAGCACUGUGUGCAGAAGUUUGAAGUGAGAGCUGUGGCUACAGUGCUUAGGACUAAAGCCACGUGCCAGUUACAAGAGUCGCACAGUCCUUGUGUAGCGUGUACUGGGACACCAGUGGCUGCUGGAGCUGGGGGUUGUUUCUCUGCAGGAGUUUGGGUUUGCUUUCCCUUGCUAUGGGGCUGGCAGUACCCAGGGCCUAGAGCCCAUUGUGCUACUGAUUUGGAAGUAAGCUGCUUCCUCAGAAACUACUCACGCUCCCAAAAUGUGAUUUCCAGGCAUGCUUAGGCAUUUUUCCCAACACAAGGGUGUAUCAGUCACACACCACAGAGCACGUGUGUGUACAAGGGACACAUCUGUACAGCACUUUUCUAAGAGGUAAUAUUUAGAACCUUGUUGUUCCAGUGUGCAUGUUUCCUUGUGAUUUAUGAUGAUUGUAAAUAAGGGAAUGUGUUACAUUUUUGGCAGUUUGCCUUUAUGCAGAAGAAUUAAAGACUUGAAC